This is a messenger RNA of Ilex paraguariensis (yerba mate), 1536 nucleotides long. Lineage: Eukaryota; Viridiplantae; Streptophyta; Magnoliopsida; Aquifoliales; Aquifoliaceae. The record is from the annotation of a GenBank genome assembly.
GGGAACUUUUGUGAGAGAGAAAAGAAUGAUAACUCUUCAGCUCGUCCCUCCAUUGCCUUCCGUGCAAAACCCUAAUUUAACCUUUACCAAUUGCUUCACACCCACCAAAAACCUUUGCUUUAACACCCUCAAUUUCAAUUCUUUUUCAAAAAUACAUCUAUUCAACAACACCCAUUGCAAAGCUCACUUCAAGAACCCCAAAUUUCUUGGUUUUAAGUACUUCAACUGUAAAGGAAGUAGGUUUCAGAGGCUAAACUGUAAAGGGCUUAGAGACUCCAAUGAAGAAACCAAGACGAUUUUGGACUUAGAUAGUGGUGGAGGCGGUGGUGAUGGUGGCGGGGAUGGUGGUGGAGAUGAUGGGAAGGUGGAGAAGAGUGAUGGGGUUUCUGGGUUUUUGCCAGACUGGUUGAAUUUCACUUCUGAUGAUGCGAAGACGGUUUUUGCAGCGUUGGCGAUUUCGUUUGCUUUUCGGUCCUUUGUGGCUGAGCCUAGAUAUAUUCCUUCGUUGUCUAUGUAUCCUACAUUUGAUGUUGGAGAUAGAGUUGUUGCGGAAAAGGUUAGUUACUAUUUUAGAAGGCCAUGUCCAAAUGAUAUUGUGAUUUUUAAAAGCCCGCCAGUGCUUCAGGAAGUAGGAUACACAGAUGAUGAUGUCUUCAUCAAACGAGUUGUGGCAAAGGGAGGUGAUAUUGUGGAGGUUCAUGAAGGGAAGUUAAUUGUGAAUGGGGUUGUCAGAAAUGAAGACUUUAUUCUUGAAGCACCUAACUAUGAAAUGACACCGAUUGUAUGCUCUCUCUCUCUCUCUACUUUGUAUUUUCUUGUUUGUGGGGGAUUUGUUUUUUUUUGGGUUUUUUUUAGGGAGGGUGGGAGUAUGGGCAGACUGAUGCAAGGGUGGUGUACACUUACUAAAAAGUUAUCACAUUACCAGUGCUCGAGGGUUCAAACCUACACCAUUUGGCAUGGAACACAAGCUCCAGCUGGGAGAGACUUGACAGUAUCUUUUAUUGUCGAACUGUAAAUUGCAAAACAAUGUUAAUCUGCUGCUGUUUUAUUUUGUGGUGGUGCAGCGUGUGCCAGAGAACUCGGUGUUUGUGAUGGGUGAUAAUCGUAAUAAUAGCUAUGAUUCACAUGUCUGGGGUCCCCUGCCUGCAAAGAAUAUAAUUGGGCGAUCGGUAUUGCGAUAUUGGCCUCCAAGCAGGAUUGGUGGUACAGUUCUUGCGGAAGGCUGUGCUAUUGACAAGCAAGAGAGCAGUUCAACAUCUCAAUUGAAACCCGUGCAAACAGUUCCUUCUAAAAUUGAAGCUGCUAGGGGUUCCUGAUGCUGUAGUUUUCUGUGUUUUUGUUUUUUUUUUUCUUUUAAACCUCACAUUGUCAGACCUCACAUUAUUUACUCCAUAAUGUUCGUUGGAGACGGAGGAAGAGAAAUGUCUGUGUAGACAAUGUAAUCUCUUGAGGCCCCUUUGGUGAUAUAAAUUAUUUUUGACAGUUGCGUUCAUUUCACCUUCUCUAAAAAGAAGUGUAGUCCUACAUUAUGAAUCA